Williopsis jadinii is the source of this 570-nucleotide messenger RNA. RefSeq lists its product as uncharacterized. The transcript has a single exon. The record is from RefSeq and is a predicted model, not a curated record. The coding region runs from base 112 to 423 and encodes 103 amino acids. Lineage: Eukaryota; Fungi; Ascomycota; Saccharomycetes; Phaffomycetales; Wickerhamomycetaceae.
UACUCCAAGGACAUAGUGGAGGAGCUAGUUCUCUAUGUAUAGCGGGUCGAAACCGUCAGAGAUGAUGUCAGAUGAUUUCAGUAUAAGAUCUAGCGUGUAGUUGCAGUAGUAAUGGUGGAGAUGUGCUGUUGUUUGUUUACCUUGUCUUUAAAUUUUUUUUCUCUUUUUCGUUUAGCUGGAUGUGGGAGUUUUUCUUUAGCUCUUCAGUGUAAGAAAAACAUGCAAUGGUUGAUGAUGAAGGACAACAGAGGUGAAAACAGUGUUGAACGUUGUAUCAGUGGUGAACUGUCCCUGGUGGUGAACUGUCCCUUGUGGUGUUUAUGUCUGGGUGGUGAAAUGUCUCUUCGAGAUCGUGCUGUCAAAAUGGGGAGUAAACAGGGGGAGCAAGUUCAAUAUGUAAAUGAAAUGACAAAUAAGUCUUGAGGAACAACAGAAACAGACAAAAAAAAAGCAAAUGUUGAUGAUCAGACGGUGUCAGUGAAUAGGUCGUGAUAGUCGUUAAAUGUGUGUAUCAGAGGAUUGUGAUAUCAGUGUUGGUGUGACUGCCUCGUUGCAACCAAAUGUGGGAGU